Molecule: messenger RNA, 2137 nt
Organism: Clupea harengus (Atlantic herring)
Lineage: Eukaryota; Metazoa; Chordata; Actinopteri; Clupeiformes; Clupeidae
Gene: agbl4
Product: AGBL carboxypeptidase 4
Biological process (GO): proteolysis
Molecular function (GO): metallocarboxypeptidase activity; zinc ion binding
Source: RefSeq, a predicted model, not a curated record
GGUCACACACCGUUACCGUGGAAACAAGCAGGCAGCGUCUCGACAGUGUUGAGCGAAUGGGAAAGGAAGAUGGAGGAGAUCCACAGAGACAGCGAUACUGCAGGAAAUGAGGCUGGAGGUGAGGAUGCUUUGGUGGGCAAUGUGAGCAAGCUGGCGGUGUCCCCUCCAGGAUAUACAGGAGCCCCUCGGAAAGGACAUCUCAUCUUUGACGCCUGCUUCGAGAGUGGUAACCUGGGAAGAGUGGAUUACAUCAAUGAGUUUGAGUUUGACCUCUUCAUCAGGCCAGACACGUGUAACCCCCGCUUCAGAGUCUGGUUCAACUUCAGUGUGGAGAACGUGCGAGAGACUCAAAGGGUGAUCUUCAACAUUGUGAACUUCAGCAAAACCAAGAGCCUGUAUAGAGAUGGGAUGUCACCCGUGGUGAAGUCAACAAGUCGGCCAAAAUGGCAGAGACUUCCAGCCAAGAACGUGUACUACUACCGCUGUCCGGACCACCGGCGGAACUACGUCAUGUCCUUCGCCUUCUGCUUCGACCGCGAGGACGACGUCUACCAGUUUGCCUACUGCUACCCCUACACCUACUCACGCCUGCAGCACUACCUGGACAGCCUGGACCGCAGGAACCUGGACUACCUGAAGAGGGAGCAGCUGGGCCUCAGCGUGCAGCAGCGCCGUCUGGAUCUCUUGACCAUCACCAACCCCAUUCUCCUCAGCCCAGAGAGGGAGAAGAAAGUGGUGUUCCUCACGGCCCGAGUUCACCCUGGAGAAUCCCCCGCUUCAUUCAUCUGCCAGGGAUUUAUUGACUUCUUGGUCAGCGAACAUCCUGUGGCCCAAAUCUUGCGUGAUCAUGUGGUCUUUAAAGUCGUUCCCAUGCUCAACCCGGACGGAGUCUAUUUGGGCAACUACAGGUGUUCCCUCAUGGGCUUUGACUUGAACCGCCAUUGGCAGGAGCCGUCCCCCUGGGCCCACCCCACCCUCCAUGCCGUGAAGCAGCUCAUCGUCCAGAUGAACCAGGACCCGAAAGUGAGCCUGGAGUUCUACAUCGACGUGCACGCUCACUCCACCAUGAUGAACGGCUUCAUGUACGGGAACGUGUUUGAGGAGGAGGAGCGGGUCCACCGGCAGGCCGUGUUCCCUCGCCUGCUCUGCCACAACGCGCCUGACUUCUCCUUCUCCAGCACGUCCUUCAACAAGGAUGUGGUGAAGGCCGGAACGGGCAGGCGGUUCCUGGGGGGCUUGCUGGACGACACCUCCUACUGCUACACCCUAGAGGUCUCGUUCUACAGCUACAUGACGGCAGGAAGCGCCACACCAAUGCCCUACACAGAGGAGACCUACAUGAAACUGGGCAGAAAUGUCGCCCGUACCUUUCUGGAGUACUACAGGCUGAACAACCUGCUGGACGACAACAAACCAGGAAGUCACAUCAACAGCCUGAAUGUAUUGCCAAGUGGUCGCCAUGGGAACAAUAAUAGCAAUGGAAGGAACCAAGACGGAGAAAGGAAGAUACACGGAGUGAAGGGAGACUGUUAAACUCAAGGCUUUAGUAUGUAGUUCCACGAACCAGCCAAUCAGUGCAGAAUAAAUGUGCUUCUUUUAUAGAUGGCUUGCACAAAGAAAAUGGACAAUUGGCCAUCUUCAAGGCAAUAAGGCAUACAGACAAAAUGACUUAUACUCCACAUAAUAGCCUAGUUAUGGAACUCUGAAAAGAAAUGCAGAACUCAUGAUUUAUAGUGCAUGUAAUUUCUUGCUUGCACUACCAACUGCUAACAGGAUCAUUGUACAAGAGACAGGGGGACAGAUAUGCCCAAAUAUUAAGUUUUUAAUUUUUUAUUUUUGGUUGCUGUGGUGGCCUUUACAUCUAAGCAGUGAUGAAGAACACAGUGUGCUUUAACUAAGCGUCUUGCCUUUAAUCUGCUUCAAAUGUAUCUGACUUGUAUGCACUUAUUUUUACCUGUUAAAUGCAUGACUAUUGUUGUUAUUCCUUUGUAUUUAUAUUUUUUGUGUGUUCUGUUACAGUAUUUCAUGUUUAAAUUAGAAACAUUUCAUGCACUGGAAGAUUAUUUUUGGACGGUUAGGUUGCUUGAGACUUCAUUUUGUUUGCUGCAGAAAAUAAACACCUUUUUGAAACAUGAAA